Messenger RNA from Staurois parvus, 291 nucleotides. The record is from the annotation of a GenBank genome assembly. NCBI's taxonomy places the organism in Eukaryota, Metazoa, Chordata, Amphibia, Anura, Ranidae.
GAGAGAGCGAGCGAGGCGGAGGGAUUUGGACUGUGGCUGGAUACAUUGGAAGUAGUGAGAAGAGUGGAAGCCUGGGCUGGAUUCUCUGUGGAUGGUGGGGGAUCGGGGGCCCUGCUGGACACCCUCUGGACCUAUGUCACCUUAAUGCUGCCAGGAGGAGGAAUGGGUCACAUUGUAGGAUCACUGCUGUUGCUGCUGUCACUGACUGUCCACACACAAGGUUUAAGGUGUACACAGCCUGGCGAAACUUGUUUGAAUAAUGGAAAGUGUGACUCCAGCGGGACAGAAUGC